AGAGUGGCGUCACCCCUUUUAGCCAGCCUUAAUGAUCCCCUUAUUGUUUUUCUAUUGUUUGUCCAUGUGUAAAUAUUUUAUGUUCCCUAAGUAUUUUUAUUACUACAAUAUUGUUGGGAUAAUGACUUUAGCAAGUUGGCAUGUUGCCGACUUUAAUUUUUAAUGUAGAAGAUGGCUGCGUCCUACUCAACGCCCCAUGAUGGCGGCUUUGUUAAGCCAAAUCUAGAUUUGUUAUUGUUGUCUGGCCCAACUUUAACUUUUACUCAUGUAUUGCUUUCAUUAGCUACAGGCUGGUUAUACAUACAGAUAUAUUCUAGAUAUCAUGAACUACCUUCAAUUUAUGCUGACCUGCUUUUUCCUAACAGCCUUAUACUUGAGCGUUGUCUCGUUUGAAAAACGCCAAAGAACACGACUAGAAACAAAGUGCAUGGGACAUACAAAUUAUACAUAUCUGCGUUACAGAAACUCGGAAAAGUGUUGGACUUCGUCCGAAAAUGACAAAAACUAUUUGGACGCCGUCAAAUCUUGCCAAGAACAAGGUGCGCUGUUGGGCACAAUUAAGACUAAAAAUGAAAUAACAUUAUUCCGCCUAUUCACAACAAAAAAUAUUGUAUGGAUUGGCCUUGAUAAAAUUAAUAAAUCUACUUUCACCUGGAUUGACAAUCAAAAACCUGUGAAAAAUAUUUCUUUCUACUUUCCAGGUCUUCAAGCAUCAGCAGACAUACGAAAUUUAGCCGAUUGCGCAAUAGCUAUAUAUCCGAAACUAAUUUUCAGGUUUCUAUUGAAACACUGUGAAAGUAUAGAUCCAUAUAUUUGUGAAAUACGCUAAAAUUUAAUUUUUAAAAAUAAAAAGACUUUUAAAUUUAUAAAAUACAUUUAACCUAAAAAUUGGUGACAAUUUAUUAAGUAAAAUCUGCUAAUUGAUAAUAUCAUGUACAUUAGCCAAUGCACAUUUGCUGAAAAAAUACUUAUUAAUUGUUAUUGUAGCUUUUGUGCCAAUCAAAUAGCAAUACAUAUUAGGGCAUCACCGGAUAGAUGCUCCGGCCUAAUAGCCAGCCAUUUUUUCACUAUCCGGCCAUAUUCGGCUCCGGACGAAUAUCAUUGCAGGAAAGUUGGCCGGAUAGUACAAAUUACACUUUUUACCUAUAUUUCUAUUAAUUUGUAUCAAUUUGUCCUCGUUUCAGUAAUAUCUCUUAUGGAAUUUAUGACAUUUAUUAACGUUUAUAUAAAAAAAAAUAUGCUUAAAAAUGUAUGAAUAUGCACCAAACAUUUUGUAUU
Biomphalaria glabrata is the source of this 1278-nucleotide messenger RNA. RefSeq lists its product as uncharacterized. Bases 323 to 829 code for a protein of 168 amino acids. The record is from RefSeq and is a predicted model, not a curated record. Lineage: Eukaryota; Metazoa; Mollusca; Gastropoda; Planorbidae. The transcript is spliced from 5 exons.